AAAGCCGUUCAUUUCGCCUCUUGCGUUCGCGAACUACUAAUCUCUGAACUUAAUUCAAAAGAGCAAUGUUUGUUUAUAAUCUCCAAUAGUUGUAUUUCUUACUGGUUUUAAAAAUGGCAAAAGAAUGCAAUCAUAUUCCGAAGUUGUGAAGAAACUAGGUGGAUGAAUCAAUUCCGAAGUGUUUCUGUGACAAGGAGAGCGGCUACGGAGUCAUCGCAUCUUUCCUGAUGAAUGAGUCAACGAUAGGAGUGUGAUUCACAAAUCUAAGCUGCAGAAUAUGACUUAUGUAAUUUGGAAUCCAGAACCUUGGAAGAUAGAAAGGGAAAAUGAAAACAAUUCCACUCUAGAUGUGCCCAAAAUUUGAGAUUUGCGAUUUCUUUCCCUCGAUUUUUUUUCUCUUGAUAUAUUAGUGAAUAUUUUUAUUUGUGUUUGCAACAGACAAAUUUUGUUCCUAUAAGUCAACUUGUAGAGUAUACUCUCAGCAAUGAAACUUAAACCUUAUUUUUCCAUUCAAACACGAAAGAAACCUUUUUUAUAUACUAUUUGCAUUCAUGUGUUAGUUCAUGUUAUGUAAAAUUUUGUUUACAAAUUGAAUCUGAAGGAAAGUUGGUUGCUUUUGGUUUAUCAACUAGUUUUUUGAAAGCAAAUUCUUUGUCACUUUCUUAUUGCUUAUGCGAUGGAAAAGCCACGUCCUUCUGAUCUAUGCAGUCAAGUUGUUUCUCAGGUGGAAAUUUCAAAAGAGGACUUACGUGCUCCUUUACAAAAGAAAUCAUAUUCAUGCGAUGCUUGUGGUAAAAUGUUUUCUAAGUGGUGUGACUUAAUUAUCCAUAUACGAACGCAUACGAAAGAGAAACCAUAUGAAUGUAAUGAGUGCCAUAAAGCCUUUUCUGAUAGAUCGUCUCUCAUUAGACAUAUUCGAACACAUACGAAAGAGAAACCGUACGCAUGUAGUGUGUGUCACAAAGCAUUUUCUGACAAUUCGUCUUACAAUAGGCAUAUUCGGAUACAUACGAAAGGAAACUCCUAUGCAUGUGAUGUGUCUCAUAAAGAAUUUUUUAAAAAUUCAGAUUUAAAGAUGCAUUUACAGACGCAUACGAAAGAGAAACCAUAUGAAUGUAAUGAGUGCCAUAAAGCCUUUUCUGAUAGAUCGUCUCUCAUUAGGCAUAUUCGAACACAUACGAAAGAGAAACCGUACGCAUGUAGUGUGUGUCACAAAGCAUUUUCUGACAAUUCGUCUUACAAUAGGCAUAUUCGGAUACAUACGAAAGGAAACUCCUAUGCGUGUGAUAUGUGUCAUAAAGAAUUUUUUAAAAAUUCGGAUUUAAAGAUGCAUUUACAGACGCAUACGAAAGAGAAACCAUAUAAUUGUAAUGAGUGCAAUAAGGAAUUUGCUAACAAUUCGACUUUGAAUAAACAUAUGCAGACGCAUAAGAAACAAAAACGAUUUACAUGUAACUUUUGUAAUGAAGCAUUUACUGACAACUGUCAUUUAAGGACACAUUUGCAAGUGCACACUGAGGUGGAACCGUUUACAUGUAUUAUUUGUUGUAAAGCAUUUUCUAUCGACGCUGAUUUAAAAAUGCAUUUACAGACGCAUGCAGAAGAGAAACCAAAUUCGUGUGAUGUGGGUCUUAAGGAAUUUUCUAUAAAAUCGAAUUUAACGAAGCAUUUAUCGACGCAUACGGAAGAGAAACUAUACUCAUGUUCUGUGUGCCAUAAGGCGUUUGCUAAAAAUUCAACUUUGCGCAGUCAUAUUCGGACACAUACAAAUCGGAAACGAUUUCUUUGUAACUUGUGUAAUAAAACAUUUUCUUGCAGCUCGCAUUUAAGAAUUCAUUUGCGUGUGCAUACAAAUGAAAAACCGUUUGCAUGUGUGCUUUGUAGUAAAGCAUUUACUACCAAUUCGCAAUUGAAGAUACAUUUACGGAGGCAUAAGAAAGAGAAACCGUACGCAUGUAAUGUUUGUAACAUGACAUUUACUACCAACACGCAAUUAAAAUCGCAUUUAUGGACACAUUCGAAAGUGAAACCUUAUUCAUGUGAUGUAUGCCAUAAGACAUUUGCUAAUAAUUCGAUUUUGAAUGGUCAUAUUCGGACACAUACGAAUGAAAAACCGUUUUCAUGUAAUCUGUGUAACAAAAGUUUUUCUAAGGAUUCACAUUUAAGGGUACAUUUGCAGGUGCACACAAAAGAGAAACCUUUUUCAUGUGUGAUUUGUAGUAAAGCAUUUACUACCAAUUCGCAAUUGAAGAGCCAUUUGCGAACGUACACGAACGAGAAACCUUACUCAUGUGAUGUAUGCCUUAAGGCAUAUACUAGCACCGCAAAUUUGAAAGUUCAUAUUCGUACACAUACGAAUGAAAAGCCGUUUUCAUGUAAUGUGUGUAACAAAAGUUUUUCUAACAAUUCACAUUUAAGAGAACAUUUGCGGGUGCACACGAAAGAAAAACCAUUUGCAUGUGUGAUUUGUAGUAAAGCAUUUACUACCAAUUCGAAUUUAAAGGCGCAUUCGCUGACGCAUACGAAAGAAAAACCGUACGAAUGUGAUGUUUGUAACAUGACAUUUACUACCAAUUCGCAAUUAAAAUUGCAUUUAUGGACGCAUUCGAAAGUGAAACCUUACUCAUGUGAUGUAUGUCAUAAGACAUUUGCUUAUAAUUCGAUUUUAAAUGUUCAUAUGCGGACACAUACGAAUGAAAAACCUUUUUCAUGUAACCUGUGUAACAAAAGUUUUUCUAAGAAUUCACAUUUAAGGAUACAUUUGCGGGUGCACACGAAAGAAAAACCAUUUGCAUGUGUGAUUUGUAGUAAAGCAUUUAUUACCAAUUCGCAUUUAAAGGUGCAUUCGCGGACGCAUACGAAAGAAAAACCGUACGCAUGUAAUGUUUGUAACAUGACAUUUACUUCCAACUCGCAAUUAAAAUCGCAUCUAUGGACGCAUUCGAAAGUGAAACCUUACUCAUGUGAUGUAUGCCAUAAGACAUUUGCUAAUAAUUCGGUUUUGAAUAUUCAUAUGCGGACACAUACGAAUGAAAAACCGUUUUCAUGUAACCUGUGCAACAAAACUUUUUCUGCGAAUUCACAUUUAAGGGUACAUUUGCGGGUGCACACGAAAGAAAAACCAUUUGUAUGUGUGAUUUGUAAUAAAGCAUUUACUACCAAUUCGCAAUUAAAGGUGCAUUCGCGGACGCAUACGAAAGAAAAACCGUACGAAUGUGAUGUUUGUAACAUGACAUUUUCUACCAACUCGCAAUUAAAAUCGCAUCUAUGGACGCAUUCAGAAGUGAAACCUUACUCAUGUGAUGUAUGCCAUAAGACAUUUGCUAAAAAUUCGAAUUUGAAUGUUCAUAUGCGGACACAUACAAAGGAAAAACCGUUUUCAUGUAACCUGUGCAACAAAACUUUUUCUGCGAAUUCACAUUUAAAGGUACAUUUGGGGGUGCACACGAAAGAAAAACCAUUUGCAUGUGUGAUUUGUAGUAAAGCAUUUACUACCAAUUCGCAAUUAAAGAGGCAUUCGCGGACGCACACGGAAGAUAAACCAUAAGCACGUCAUUUGCUGACUGAUAUGAAAGAAUUUUCCUGUAACUUGUGUAAGAAAGGAUUUUUUUUUUUUUUUUUUUUUUUUAUGUCUGCCGAUUAAAGAGUCGUUUGCGAGCGCGUAUGGAAGAGACGCUUUCAAAUAAAACAUUUUUAGUUAUAAAUUUUCUUGGAUAUGUUUUAAAUAGACAUUAGUGACACAUCACAACAAAAUUAGAAAUUUGAAAAAAUGAUUUUUUUGAAGCGCUCUCUCUAUAAGAGCGUUCCAUCUUAUUUUCCCCAUAACACACAGAUGGAAAACUGUCUAAAUAUGUCUUUACGGAUUAUGGAGUUUAAAGAUUUUUUUUUUUUUUUGAAGAGUAUAAAUCAUACUAUAAAGUAUUACUAUAUAGUUAUAUAUACUGUAUAUAAUACUAUUACUAUAUACUAUAUAUAUAGUAUAUACUAUAAAGUAUUUAAGUUAAUAUUAAAAAGUGGAAUA
Molecule: messenger RNA, 4021 nt
Organism: Argiope bruennichi
Lineage: Eukaryota; Metazoa; Arthropoda; Arachnida; Araneae; Araneidae
Product: zinc finger protein 658B-like
Exons: 2
Coding region: 677-3547 (956 amino acids)
Biological process (GO): regulation of transcription by RNA polymerase II
Cellular component (GO): nucleus
Molecular function (GO): zinc ion binding; DNA-binding transcription factor activity, RNA polymerase II-specific; RNA polymerase II cis-regulatory region sequence-specific DNA binding
Source: RefSeq, a predicted model, not a curated record